AUGGCGUUAGAUCUCGAAAAUGGGGUUGACAAAGACCUGUCAACGACCGAAACCUCUCCAUUGCCCGCCCACGGGAGCCGGGUCCCUCGAAAGGCAACCCAAGAUGGCUAUGGCGGUGUCAUCGGAGAUGAAAGCUCCAGCACCGAGGAUGAUACUAGCUCCGGCAUCAGUGUGAGCAAGCAGGUUGAGAUGGAAGCGGAUCAAGCGAUUAAGUACAGGACUUGCAGCUGGCAGAAGACUGCUAAUCACGGCGUGCGUACGUAUCAGACUGCAGCAUUGCUCUUCUCAGAGUACAUCUGCUUGGCUAUUAUGUCGUUCCCAUAUUCCUAUUCAGUUCUGGGCUUAGUCCCCGGCUUGAUUCUGACGGUUGUGGUUGCCGGCAUGGUUCUCUAUACUUCGCUGAUCAUUUGGAAGUACUGUCUUCGUCAUCCAGAUGUACGAGACAUCUGUGACAUCGGCCAGCGCCUCUUUUGGGGCUCAAGAGCUGCCUGGUACCUUACGGCCAUCAUGUUCCUGCUUAACAACACCUUCAUCCAGGGCCUACAUUGCUUGGUGGGUGCACAGUACCUUAACACGAUGACGAACCACAGCACCUGUACCGUGGUAUUCGUUGCAGUCACAGCCAUCAUAUCUUUCUUCUGCUCAAUCCCAAGAACCUUCAACACCCUCUCCAAACUUGCGACACUGUCGGCCUUUUUCACGUUCAUCUCCGUUCUCCUUGCAAUGAUAUUUGCCGGACUUGAGGCGCAUCCAGCCAAAUACAACCCCGAUCCGAACCAUAAAGGGCCCGAUGGCAAGCCUAGGGGAGGUGAGCCUAUUGUGACGGCGUUCCCACUUCCCGGAACCACCUUUGUUGCAGGAAUGAGCGCAUUCUUGAACAUCAGCUACACAUUUAUCGGCCAAAUCACGCUUCCAAGUUUCAUUGCAGAGAUGCGGAAUCCUAGGGACUUCAGCAAGGCUCUUUGGGCAGUCACUAUCGCUGAGAUAAUUGUGUUCAGUAUUGUGGGUGCGGUGGUAUAUGUCUUCACCGGAACUCAGUACAUGACAGCACCAGCAUUCGGCUCCCUCAGCAACGAAGUCUACAAGAAGGUUGCAUUCUCGUUCAUGGUACCAACAUUGAUCUUCCUCGGGGUGCUCUAUGCGUCGGUUUCUGCACGAUUUAUCUUUUUCCGCUUAUUUGAUAACACCCGUCACAAGACGGAUCAUACGCUAGCCGGCUGGUCUGCAUGGGCUGGCAUCUUGGCCGUGGUUUGGAUACUCGCCUUCAUCGUUGCAGAAGUCAUUCCAUUCUUCACCGACCUUCUCUCCAUCAUGAGCUCCCUCUUCGACUCGUUCUUCGGAUUCAUCUUCUGGGGAGUGGCUUAUCUCCGAAUGCAAUCAGAAGACGAAGCAGCAAAGCCUGGGAAAGCUCGCAGCAUGAAAGGAUGGAUCGGGUGGGGUAUUAAUGUAUUCCUUAUCGGCGUCGGGCUGUUGUUCCUAGGCCCCGGAACUUAUGCAUCCAUCGACAGUGUCGUACUUAACUAUCAAAGCGGGAAGGUCGGCAGCGCGUUUUCCUAUUCUCGAGGCUGGAUGUCAGUGUUCGCCAUGAAGCCAAUUGCAAGAGUACCACAGUUUGUCAGCGGUCGGGUUCUCCAGGCCAGCGCGAACUCCAAAUGCUGGACUGGAGCUACCCUCGGCGCUCAAUUGAGCCGCCAUUCCCGCCAGCUUCACGGAGCUCCGAUAUUCAGGUACCGGCAACCAUUGGUUGUCAACACUGCAUCGGGAAAGCCAUCAGGUGUGAGAUAUGCCUCUAGCUCUUCUGCAGCUGACGCCGACAUCAAGAAAACACAAUUCUAUGACUUCCAUGUCGAACAUAAGGGAAAGAUGGUCCCGUUCGCGGGGUACUCUAUGCCUCUGCAAUACGCCGACCUGAGCCACUUGGAGAGUCAUAAGUGGACGAGGGAGAAGUCCAGUUUGUUCGACGUGAGCCAUAUGGUGCAACAUCACAUCAUUGGGCCCGGUGCGCGAGAUCUGUUGAUGAAGAUUACGCCGGCCUCUCUUGACUCACUCAAGGACAACCAUUCGACCCUUUCCUGCCUCCUAGACGAAAGCACUGGCGGGAUUGUUGACGAUACUAUUGUCACUCGUCUUGGACCAGAGUCCUUUUACUUCGUGACAAACGCCGGCCGCCGCAAGGAAGAUUUGGAGUUUCUAACGAAAGAAAUCGAGGCAUUCAGAAACUCUCAAGACCCAUCCAAACGUGAAUCGAUCAUAAACUGGUCAAUUCUUGAUAGCAGAGCUUUACUCGCCCUCCAAGGGCCCGCAAGUGCCAAAGCACUACAGUCACUCAUCAAGAAGGAAGCUUCUGUCGAAACUGACCUGUCAACUCUCUAUUUCGGACAAUGUCGCCAGCUUCACCUGACCUUCCCAGAUGGAUCGAGCACUCCAUCCCGCCUUCUGAUAUCUAGAACUGGGUAUACUGGCGAAGACGGAUUUGAAAUCUCCAUCCCGACCGAGAAGGACGCCAAUCUACCACGCCGCAUUGCUGAGCUUCUCAUCUCCAACCCAGAUGUCAAGCUUGCCGGCCUCGCUGCUCGUGACUCUCUUCGCUUGGAGGCCGGAAUGUGCCUCUAUGGCCAUGACAUAUCUCUUUCCGAGACCCCACCAGUUGCCGGGCUUGGCUGGGUCGUUGGCAAAGACAGACGAGACCCAUCGUCCCCGCUGUCCAAGUUCAACGGAUCUUCCACUAUCCUACCCCAGCUUGUAUCUCCAGCCAAGACCCUCACUCGACGACGAGUAGGCUUUACCGUUGAAGGUGGUGCACCUGCCCGUGAGGGUGCCACCAUCGUCGAUCUCGCAGAUGGCAAGACAGAGAUAGGUGUCGUCACUUCUGGUCUCCCUAGCCCAACCUUGGGUGGUACAAACAUCGCUAUGGGAUAUAUUAAGCAGGGCCUUCACAAGAAAGGAACCGAAGUUGGUGUCCUUGUCCGCAAGAAGCUACGCAAAGCCACCGUCACUCCCAUGCCAUGGAUUGAGUCCAAGUUCUAUAGAGGCUAA
Molecule: messenger RNA, 3036 nt
Organism: Arthroderma uncinatum
Lineage: Eukaryota; Fungi; Ascomycota; Eurotiomycetes; Onygenales; Arthrodermataceae
Exons: 7
Coding region: 1-3036 (1011 amino acids)
Biological process (GO): glycine catabolic process
Cellular component (GO): mitochondrion
Molecular function (GO): aminomethyltransferase activity; protein binding
Source: RefSeq, a predicted model, not a curated record